GUAUAUAACUUUAUUAAGAAGUGGACUGUUAAUAUCAUGGAGAAAAAGAACAUUAAUUCCUUUAUGUUUAGGGUAAUUCACAAUUCCCCACUUAAACUUUAAAACCAAGUAAUUUUUCCCUUUAUGUUUCGAAAAUAAGCAAAUAUCCCGUUCCAUUACUCUCAAUUAAAUAUUAAUGGAAUCUUUUGAUUCUAGGAUAUUUCAUUGUAUAAUGUCUAAAAUAACCCAAGUAAAUAUUUAAAUGCCAAAAAUACCCCUAGUAAAAAAUAUUUGAUCAGAGAGAAAUUAAGAAUUAAAGAGAAGUUGUUGACCAUGGAGAAUUAAAAAUGGUGUGGAACCUAAUUUCUCCAUUGCAAUUCUUAGAGUCAUUAAGACAACGCAAAUAUGAGAUAUACACACACACACAGAGUUGAUUUUGCAUGUUUUGUGUAGGAAGGGGAAUGGUUGUAAAAGAGUUUAGAAUCUGUUUGGUUGGGGUGAAAACAAGAGGGAUAAAAAUGGGAGAGAGAAAAUAGUUUUUUGGGUUGUUUGGUUGAGGUGGAAAGUUGGAGAGAUUUGAUAUCCCUCCACUUUUCCAUCCCCUAAACACAUUUUGGUUAUAGUUAUGUCAACAUAUGAAAGUCUAUUGCACCACUUUUCCAUUCCCUAUACACAUUUUGGUAAUAGCCAUGUCAACAUAUGAAAGUCUAUCCCCCUACUUUUGCAUCCCCCAAACACAUUUUGGUAACAGUCAUGUUAACAUUUGAAAAAUUGGGAUAAACCCAUAAAUGUUAUAAUUAAAAAAAAUAAAAGACUUCAUUAAAAAAAGGUUUAUUGAGUCUAAGAAAAUUAUAGGCAGCUCAACAUCAUAAUGGGGAAAAAAUGUAAUUGUCAACCUAUAUGCUAAUUAAGAAGGAGAAAGACUAGGAGAGAUAUGCUCAAUUUCUAUCGUAUUGGUUAUUAGGAGGAGAAAUUAUUAGGUUUACUGGAAGGAUCACUUCACCAAUUCUUCCAAUCAAUGACACCAUGUUACCUCUUCCUCAAAAAAAAAAAAAAAAAAAAAAAAAAAAAAGACACAAUGGUACGUAUGCUUUUUAAUCAGCUUUUUAAUUAGUAUAAAAAAUUAACAAAAAUCACUAGGUGAUGUCAAAUUUGUAUAAGUGGUAGCGUUUUUUGAUUGGAAGUACCAUUUUAACAGCCCUACGAUGGAUCUAAUAAUUUCUCCAUUAUUAUUGUAGUAGGAAAAUAAAAUCAUUAUUAGUGUAGUUGGAAAAUAAAAUCAUUAUUAAAGGAACACAUGUCAUCCCUGGAUGCAUAUAUGCAAAUUUCUUCAUGCAUAUACGCCAAAUUUCUAGCUGAAAUGUCAGCUUAAUAGCUAAACAACACCAAUAAUAAUAAAUGCACCAAAUGCAACCCAUUUCCAUGUUAGACAAAUGGCAAGGAUAGUUUGCAUGAUUCACAUAUGGCUGUGGUUAGUACAUAAAUUUUUGAAUAAAGUAAUCAAUUUCACAUUGGUGCCAGCGACACUUAACAAAAUACACUGUUUGUAUAUAAUCAAUUGCGAAGAAGAAGAAGAAGAAGGGAUUGCUUAUUUAUCAUCUUUGUACUUCUUUAUAUAUAAGAGAUUUCUUAUUUUUCCCUCAUUUGUAAGUUCUCUUACACUCUUUUAUCUCCAAUUCAUAGCCCCUAUUCCAAAGCCAUGGAAUCCCCAUUACAAAAUUCAGCCAUGUUUUUCUUUCUUCUCUCUUUGUUAUGUUUCGUGGUUUUCUUGUUUCAGCUAUCUAGAAAACUCUCUCCUUACCCACCAGGCCCAAAAGGGCUACCCAUCAUUGGCAACAUGUCGAUGAUGGCCCAAUUGACUCACCGUGGCCUAGCCCAGCUUGCUAAGCAAUAUGGUGGGCUCAUCCAUCUCAAAAUAGGCCUGCAUCACAUGGUGGUCGUAUCAACUCCAGACAUGGCCCGUGAAGUCCUACAGGCCCAAGACAGUGUCUUCUCAAACAGAUCCUCGAGCACCGCCAUUAAAUACCUUAGCUAUGAUGGGGCAGACAUGGCCUUUGCCAAUUACGGCCCAUUUUGGCGUCAAAUGCGUAAGAUAUGUGUCAUAAAACUCUUUAGCCGAAAACGACUCGAGUCUUGGGUCUCUGUACGAGACGAGAUCAACACGAUGGUCCAAACCAUUGUGACCAAAACUGGGUCACCCAUUAAUCUCUCUAAGCUGGCUUUAAGUCUUACCAGCCACAUUAUCUAUAAGGCAGCGUUUGGUUCCAACUCACAUGAAGGAGAAGAGGGCCAAUUUGAGAAUAUUUUGCGAGAAUUCUCGAGGCUUUUCGGUGAGUUUAACAUUGCUGAUUUUAUACCAUGGUUGGGUUGGAUUCAUGCAAAAGAAUUCAAGAAAAGAUUGGUUAAUGCAAGAAGGGAACUUGACGUGUUCAUUGAUAAGGUCAUCGAUGAACACUUGGCCAAAAAGAGCAACAAGAAUAGCAAGGAUGAGAAUGAGGCUGCAGCUACAGAUAUGGUGGAUGAACUAAUAAGUUUCCUUGAUGAAGGUGCUCAUGAGAACAAGUUCACAGACUCGCUAUCCACCGCUAAGCUCACUAGAGAUAACAUCAAAGCUCUUAUCAUGGAUGUUAUGUUUGGUGGAACCGAAACUGUUGCUACAGCGAUUGAGUGGGCAAUGGCAGAGCUAAUGAAGAACCCAAAAGAGCUCAAGAAGGUUCAAGAAGAGCUCUCAAAUGUCGUAGGCUUGUACCGUAGAGUCCAGGACUUCGACCUCGAAAACCUCACGUAUUUGAAGUGCACACUCAAAGAAACUCUUCGUCUCCACCCUCCAAUCCCCGUCCUCCACCAUGAGACUGCCAAGGACGCCGUGUUAGCUGGGUAUCCAAUCCCAGUUGGCUGGCGCGUGGUGAUCAAUGCGUGGGCUAUUGGGCGGGACGAGACGGUGUGGGAUGAGCCAAACCCAUUCAAGCCCUCGAGGUUUUUGGAACAAGGUGCUAAGGAUUUUAAGGGAAAUGAUUUUGAGUUUAUUCCAUUUGGGUCAGGAAGGAGGUCUUGUCCAGGCAUGCAACUAGGGUUUUAUGCAUUAGAGAUGAGUGUGGCAGAGCUUGUUCAUUGUUUUACUUGGGAGUUACAUGAGGGAAUGAAGAGUAGUGAACUUGAUAUGAGUGAUUCAUUUGGACUCACUGCUCCAAAAGCUGUUCCUCUUGUUGCCGUGCCGAGUUAUCGCCUAAAGUAUUGAUACUUGUAUCUACUUGGAUGUGGUUUGGAGUCCUCUAUUUUAGGUGAUCGUUAUUAGUGUCCUCUGUUUUAGGUGGUGUUUGUUAUUAUCUUUGGGAAGAUCUCUAUUGUAACGUUAGGAUUGUUGGUUAGUUUGGAUUGUUUUUCAAUUAUUAGUGAGUCCCUAGCAUGUUGGGUUGUUGUGCCAUAGUAUCCCUUCAUAUUAGGAAGAAGUCCUUGUAUUUUGUUUUUGUUGUUAUCAAUUGCUGUAUUUAAGCAGUAAGAAAAUAAUGAAUAAAUCUUCAAAGAAUUAAUUUUGAGGCAAGUCUCAAGAGGUUAGGGUUUCCUCAAUUAAAACCAAUUCUUAUCCUUAUUUUCUCUAUUGUUAUCACCAAAGAACCAUCAUAGGUAAGGAUACUGUCUUAUACAUACCAAAGUGGUAUCAGAGCUUAGGAAUGGACUAGAGGGUGGAGCAGUUAGAACAGAGUGUGAGUUCUCUUGUUAGCAACCAGAAACAGAUAAUGGAAAAAUUAACAGAGAUUUGUGCCAAGCUUGGAUCACUGUCUUCCAGUCGAGAAGAGGGAGAGAGCUCCCAAAACCGCAAUGGCAAGCGGCUAGAAGGAAGAGUGGCCACCGAGGGUGGUCAUUCUGGCGAAAGUAAUCAUUCAUAUGCUCCUCGUUUGGUGAAACUUGACUUUCCUAGAUUCAAUGGAAUUGAGGAUCCCACGAGUUGGAUA
Molecule: messenger RNA, 3932 nt
Organism: Quercus robur (English oak)
Lineage: Eukaryota; Viridiplantae; Streptophyta; Magnoliopsida; Fagales; Fagaceae
Product: cytochrome P450 84A1-like
Exons: 2
Coding region: 1679-3217 (512 amino acids)
Biological process (GO): lignin biosynthetic process
Molecular function (GO): monooxygenase activity; oxidoreductase activity, acting on paired donors, with incorporation or reduction of molecular oxygen; iron ion binding
Source: RefSeq, a predicted model, not a curated record